Messenger RNA from Drosophila erecta, 6174 nucleotides. RefSeq names its product patronin (gene Patronin). Gene Ontology annotation, molecular function: calmodulin binding; spectrin binding; microtubule minus-end binding. Gene Ontology annotation, biological process: cytoplasmic microtubule organization; neuron projection development; negative regulation of microtubule depolymerization. Gene Ontology annotation, cellular component: microtubule minus-end. The transcript has 23 exons. Bases 428 to 5749 code for a protein of 1773 amino acids. NCBI's taxonomy places the organism in Eukaryota, Metazoa, Arthropoda, Insecta, Diptera, Drosophilidae. The record is from RefSeq and is a predicted model, not a curated record.
AAACGAUAGCAUUAAAUAAUCAUCGGCUGGAGUUCCAUCUCUCACAUGAAAAUUUGUAAGAUUUUAGAGCAGUUCGGUGUCCGUGAUUUCCUCAAUUUAAGCCCGAUUUGUAGUAUUAAAGCUGUAAAAAAAUGCAGCGGGGACGAGCGCGAACCGUAUGAAAUGCAUGCGAAAGUCGUCGGUGCGGCAAAUCAGUGCGAAAAACAUCCCAAAUGCUCCAAGUGAAAAUCACCUAAGCUGAGGAAAACUCCACGCCACACACACACGCACUUGUCCACGCAGAAGAGACAAGUAAAAAGGAAAAGCGGUGUGUUGUGGUCAACUGAAGAGUGCAAAAAGUGCAAAGAGUGCGAAAAGUGCAAAAAGUGCGGAAAGUGAAGUGGCGGGCGUCGGAGAGCCGGAGUCCGUCGCAGGAAAAUCCGUCAGCAUGGAUGUCGAAACACAGGAAAUACGACAGGCUCGUCAACGUGCUUCCGUCAAAUGGCUGCUCUCGAAGGCCUUCAACAAUCGCGUGCCGGACAACCUGAAGGAGCCCUUCUACCGCGACCAUGAGAACCAGGAGCGCCUCAAGCCGCAGAUCAUUGUGGAGCUGGGCAAUGCCACGCUCUACUGCCAGACGCUGGCCAAUCUGUACUCAGAUCCCAACUACCAAAGCAUGAACCACUGGUCAAUAAUACAGACGCUAGCGCGCAAGGGAGUUCCCGUGGCCGAAUCCGCGGACAUGCCCAUUACCGAAACGGUAUUAAUUCAAACAAAUCCGCUGCGAAUUAACGCCCACAUGUCUGUGAUAGAAUCGCUGAUGGUUUUGUAUGCGAAGGAAAUAUCAUCGGGUGACCGCGUCAUGGCGGCCAUACGAAGAAUAUCUGGCAACAACUAUCAGGCGCCCACUGGCCAGUCCUACGAGCAAGCUCUGCUGGGCUGGAUUUCACAUGCUUGCGCCGCUCUAAAAAAGCGCAUUAUCAAGGAGGUGGACGCAGGACUGCCCGACGACAAUGGUUCUCGUCUGCAGACCCCGGAUAUACCACCUGUAAGGGACUUCCAGGAUCUGUGCGAUGGAAUCUGUUUGGCGCUGCUCAUCUCGUACUACUGCCCAAAGGUGGUGCCGUGGACGAGUGUGCGAAUUAACUAUCUGCCCGCCGUCGAGGACUCGAUUCACAACAUCCUGCUGGUCUGCAAUUUCUCGCAGAAGCAUCUGCCCUAUACCGUGAUGCAUAUGACGCCCGAGGAUGUGACCUACAUGCGCGGAUCCAUGAAACUGAAUCUUGUAGUGUUGCUGACGGAUUUGUUCAAUCUGUUUGAGAUACACCCGGCAAAAUGUGUUUGCUACCCCGGCAUGGAUGGUCAGGAUGUCAUCGCCCGGCGCACUAUGGGCGCCAAUGAGCACGGGAUCUGCCAUCGACGGGGCCUUACAGUGCAGCCCGUCACACCCAUUCCCGAUCUGCGCAGCGAUCUCGACCAGCCGCCUGUAGGCUCGCCUCAGAACCGACCACCGUUCCAAGUUCCGCACUCGAAUUCAUUUGGCGGCGGCUUAAAUCGCAGAUCAACCCCGCCCAACGAAUACCAGACGGUUCAGUCAAGUAAUUUUGACGGUAAUCAUGCCGAAGCCUUCGUGGUGCACAAGUCGCGUGGCAUCACCACACUUGCCUCCAUGCACUCGCAGCAGCAGCAGCUCCAUCAGCAGCAACAGCAUCAGCAGCAAUACCAUCAGCAGCAACUUCAGCAGCACCCGUCCCAGUCGCAGCUCCAAAUCCAGCAGCAGGAGCCCUUGGUUCCGGCUCGCUUGCGCCAGGCUAAAGAAAAGACCAAUGUUGAGUCGAAGGCGGACGAGAGAGGCGAUUUUGUCGCUGCGGGUCGACCAAGUAACUGGGAACAGAGCCGCCGGCCAAGCUUUGCAGGUCGUCGCUCGCGGAGAAACUCUUCCAGCGAGGACUCCCAGCUGACCAUCGAGAACUUUGGUGGCUCCCAGGAUCAGCUGAAUACGCUUGGACGAUACGAACGCGACAGGGAACGCAAGUUGUCCAACACUAGUGUGGGUAGUUAUCCAGUUGAACCCGCUGUGGCCGUUCGCUCUUCAAUUGCCGAUGCCAGGGGUACGUUGCAGUUGGGCUACGAUACGGACUCCGGUUCUGAGAAGCAGGAUCGCGAAACGGAAAAGUAUUCGAUGCGCCGGCAAGUCAGUGUCGAUAAUGUGCCCACGGUGUCGUCGCACAAUCUUUCAAAUGCGGGCAGCCCGUUGCCGGUGGCUAGGCACAAGCAACAUUCCAGCGACAAAGACUACAGCAGCAACAGCGGCAUGACACCAGAUGCAUACAACGAUUCCCGCUCCACCAGCGCUUACGAUCCGGAGAGCACGCCCGUUCGCAAAUCCUCGACAAGCAGCAUGCCAGCAAGUCCCGCUGCUUGGCAGUUGGAUGUGGGAGACGACGAUAUGCGCUCGCUGGAAAACGCCAGCAAGUUGUCCACCAUACGAAUGAAACUGGAGGAGAAGCGGCGGCGCAUUGAGCAAGACAAGCGCAAGAUCGAAAUGGCUUUGUUGCGGCACCAGGAGAAGGAGGAUUUGGAGUCGUGUCCGGACGUAAUGAAGUGGGAGACAAUGAGCAACGAAUCAAAGCGUACGCCUGAUAUGGAUCCCGUGGACUUGGACAAGUACCAGCAAAGUAUCGCCAUUAUGAACAUGAACCUGCAGGAUAUCCAGCAGGAUAUCCACCGCCUGGCCACCCAACAAAGCCAAAUGCAGGCGCAGCACCUCCAAGCCCAACAGCUCAUGCAGGCUCAGCAGAUAGCCAACAUGCUGAACCAGCAGCAGACCUAUGGGUCGCAGCAGCACCUAGCUGAUCAUCAUUACCAGCAGCAGAGACCCAUGCAGCAAAGCUUUGGUUCAUCGCCCCAUAUUCCGCAGGCCUACAACGCCCCAGUCAGCGCAUACAGCUCCCGUCCGCCUAGUCGCGAUCCCUACCAGCAGCAGCUCCACCAUCAGCAGCAGCAGCCCAUGCCCAUGCCCCAACCUAUGCAGUACGUCAACGAGCACGGGCAGUAUAUGUCGCCGCCGCAGCCCGCACACUACAUGCCGCAGCAGACACAACAGCCGCAGAGCAUCUACAGCGACAACGGGGCGGCGUACAACCACAGUAACCACUCGCCAUACGGCGGAGCUCCACAGUAUCGGAGCAGCGUGGUGUACGACGAUUACGGGCAGCCCACCAACCACUUCUACCUGCAUGAGUCAUCGCCGCAGCCACAAGCUCAUCCACAUCCGCAGCGUAGGACUUGGGCUCACUCCGCAGCAGCUGCCGCUUAUGAGCAACAGCAACAGAUCCAGCCUUCCCUGGUGGAUGUGAAUGCCUGGCAGACGCAGCAGCACCAAAAGCAGAAACAGACCUGGAUGAACAGGCCGCCCUCAAGUGCGGGAGCUCCGAGUCCUGGCAGCUUUGUGCUGCACCAGAACGGUGGAGGUGGUGGCGGUGGUGGGGGCGAGCUACAGCACCUGUUUCAGGUACAGGCCUCGCCACAGCAUGGCCAACGUCAGGUUAGUGGAUCCAAUGGCGUGCAGCGCCAGCAGUCGCUGACCAAUUUGCGAGACAAUCGCUCGCCCAAGGCACCACCAAACAUGGGAAUGCCCAUGGGUAUGCCGAUGCAGCAAGAGGACAUGAUGGCACCACAGAGUAUUUGCUUCAUCGGUGACGAGGAGGAUGUUGAUGAGCUGGAGCGGAACAUCAUCGAAUCAAUGCAGUCGACGCACAUCUCCGACUUUGUGCACCAACAGCAGCAGCAACACCAACAGCAACUUCAGCAACAACAACGAUUGCAGGGGCACAGCGGUCGAGGCAGCAGCUCGGAGGAUUAUGACAGCGGGGAGAUGAUCUCCAACAAGCUGAACAUCACCAGCGGCAAUCUCACCUAUCGCAUACCCUCGCCAUCCCGUCCCUCCAUCCAAGCCAACAGCUUCCAGGAUCCCCGAGCCAUGGCAGCGGCUCCCGGUGGAGAGGACCAGCCGCCUGAGAAGGGUUUCUACAUCUCCUUCGACGAUGAGCAGCCCAAACGACCCAAGCCACCUCUGCGCGCCAAGCGAUCGCCCAAAAAGGAGUCUCCACCGGGUAGUAGGGACAGCGUCGAUAACCAGGCGACCCUGAAACGUGAAUCGCUUAGUCAUCUGCACAACAACAAUAAUAUCGGAUUUGGAAAUGAUGAUGUCAACAGCAAACCGGUGACCAGGCACAGCAUCCAUGGCCUAAACAACUCCAACAAUGUCAAAUCUCCCGGAAAUGCCACGUACAACAAGUACACGGAUGAGCCGCCCAUCCAACUUCGUCAGCUGGCCGUUUCGGGAGCAAUGUCACCAACUAGUAACGAACGUCGCCACUUGGAGGAUGUCAGCAAUCAGUCACCGCAGCAGACGCAACAACCAAUGUCGCCCACGCGACUUCAACAGAACAGCAACAAUGCAGAGGCGGCCAAGAACAAGGCGCUGGUCAUCGGAGCAGAUUCCACCAAUUUGGAUCCGGAAUCUGUAGAUGAGAUGGAGCGGCGCAAGGAGAAAAUCAUGCUGCUGUCUUUGCAACGCCGCCAGCAACAGGAGGAGGCCAAGGCGCGCAAAGAGAUUGAGGCUUCUCAGAAGCGAGAAAAGGAGCGCGAGAAGGAAGAGGAACGAUCGCGCAAAAAGGAGGAGCAAAUGGCACGGCGAGCGGCCAUUUUGGAGCAGCACAGACUCAAGAAAGCCAUUGAAGAGGCCGAGCGAGAGGGUAAAACCCUGGAUCGGCCCGAUCUGCACGUGAAGCUGCAAUCCCAUUCAUCCACCUCAACGACCCCGCGGCUGAGGCAGCAGCGCACCACGCGUCCCAGGCCUAAGACAAUUCACGUGGACGAUGCCAGCGUGGACAUCAGCGAGGCUUCAAGCAUCUCUAGUCGGGGCAAAAAAGGCUCAAGCUCGAAUCUAACCGGCUACGGUCAACUAAGCUCAAAUUCAAUGAAAAGAGAUUACUACAGGGGCUCGCAAGACUCCCUCACUGUAAAAGAGCCAGCCGGCGUAGAAAGGGGCCGCACUCUGUCGCGUAUCUCCGUCGCUAAGGGCAGCACGCUUAAUUUCCGGGGCCGAAAGUCCAAUUCGCUAAUGAAUCUGUGCGACACAGAUUCGGGACUGGGACGCGCCACUCCGCCGAGGCGUGCUCCGUCGCCUGGAAUGGGAAUGGGCGCUUCAGGUAGGCAUAUGCCAUCUCCCUCCGGACCGGGCUCAUUGCCGCCAGGUUUGAUAUCGAAACGUCGCGGAUUUGAUGAUGGAUCCAGCGAUUUCUCUUUAACUCCGAAUUUGAACAUGGAAUAUUCGGGUCCUAAACUCUAUAAGCAACCAGCGGCCAAAUCGAAUCGUGGAAUCAUCCUGAAUGCCGUUGAAUACUGUGUUUUUCCCGGCGUUGUCAACCGCGAGGCCAAACAGAAAGUGCUGGAGAAGAUAGCGCGCUCGGAGGCGAAGCACUUCCUGGUACUCUUCCGCGAUGCUGGCUGCCAGUUCCGCGCCCUCUAUAGCUACCAGCCGGAAACGGACCAGGUGACCAAGCUGUAUGGCACUGGGCCUAGUCAAGUCGAAGAAGUCAUGUUCGACAAGUUCUUCAAAUAUAACUCAGGAGGCAAGUGCUUCUCGCAAGUACAUACCAAGCAUCUGACAGUGACCAUCGACGCCUUUACAAUACACAACUCUCUGUGGCAAGGCAAGCGGGUGCAGUUGCCCAGCAAAAAAGACAUGGCGCUUGUAAUCUAAGCGGUGGUCAGAGUAUUUUGAAUGGCAUCGAUUCGGAUGCAAUAAGGAGGCGGCGGUGGAGCGGUUGGGCCAACGGGCGCUUGGCGCGGUUUUGGCGAAACAACACUAUUCUACAAGAUUGCGCAUUAAGACAUCUAUGGAAACAUAACAAAACAUACCCAAUGUUUUUCUAUAGGUCGCGGGGUUUUGGUGUUCAUCGGGGCAUAUACGGCUAAAUACUAUUUGCACAUGUUUCAAGAACAAAUCGGAAUUUACGAAAAAUAUUGUAGUGAUUAAUACAAUGCGAUUGAAUAUUUAUUUUGAAUAUAAAUGCAUAUAUCCAGCCUAAGAAUUUAUUGUCCACGCAAGCCUGAAACAGUAGGAGAAGCAUUCAAAUGUAAACGAGGAACAGAUAGCAGGUAAAAGAGAACACAGAGCAGAGCACA